Messenger RNA from Esox lucius (northern pike), 3025 nucleotides. Its product is annotated as pituitary adenylate cyclase-activating polypeptide type I receptor. Bases 747 to 2186 code for a protein of 479 amino acids. Lineage: Eukaryota; Metazoa; Chordata; Actinopteri; Esociformes; Esocidae. Gene Ontology annotation, biological process: adenylate cyclase-modulating G protein-coupled receptor signaling pathway; cell surface receptor signaling pathway. The record is from RefSeq and is a predicted model, not a curated record. Gene Ontology annotation, cellular component: neuron projection; plasma membrane. Gene Ontology annotation, molecular function: peptide hormone binding; vasoactive intestinal polypeptide receptor activity; G protein-coupled peptide receptor activity. The transcript is spliced from 15 exons.
AGUUCAUUUUUCCGUUGUCAUUAAACCAAAGUGCAAUAAAGAGUCAGAAAUAUGAAGGCUAAAUAUUUAACGAUCUUUCUCAACAUCUCUCUCCUCUGCUCUGGCAGAGGCAGGGUCCAGGCGCGAGUCGCGUGACACCGUAAAAUGCAGAUUCACAUCAUCCUGACGGACUAGUCAGGCAGCAUCUCCCGACACCGCUGUCCUGAAAUAUUGUGUUUAUAUGUAUGCAGUAACAAAGGGGGCCAUAGACUACAGUAAAGAUCUGAGAGUGUAUGUGGAUUUUAUUGUAUGGGAAUGUGUCUGCCCUUCAAACCAACGGACAGGCAGGACAUGCUGUGAGAUACACAGUUACAAGUUGUCUCAUUCUCGCGGUCUCGGGUCUGUGAAGGUGACGAUGUCUCCGGUUUCUCCGAUCCAGAUUGAAUGCCCCGGGGUAUUGUCACCCCUCAUCGUGGCGCAGCAUGGUCCACGGUGAGUGAGCGCGUACUGCAGUGAUCAGCUACCGGUCAUCUACCGCGCAGCACUCAAUACUCCAGAUAUAACCUAGUGAAGCGAGAGGAAACCUUUACCGAGAGUGGGACAUACCGGGUACCAUAGAAGAUUCAUGACCCUCUGAUGCUGGAACGGACAGGAGCUGAGUGGAGCUGAGUGGAGCUGAGUGGAGCUGAGUGGAGCUGAGUGGAGCUUGGUGUUCCCUGGGUUUUACAGUGAACACACAAAUAUACACAAACACACGUCUGCUGAGAAUGUUUCUUGACAACAUGAGGGGUCUCUUGCUGAUUGUCUUUCUUCUUCUGCCGAUGGUGUGCUCCCUGUAUUCUGAGGACUGUCUGGUCAGACGUCAGCAGGAAAGGUGUGUGGAGAGGAUUACCCUGAACAAUCUCACACACCUGAACGACGGUUGUCCCUGGAUGUGGGAUAGCUUUUCAUGUUGGAAGGCAGCAGCCAGGGGAGAGGUUGUGUCAGUUCGAUGUCCUGAGGUUUUCCACAUCCUAAUUCCUGAAGAUGAGAUUGGGUGGGUCAGCAGGAACUGUACGGAAGAGGGUUGGUCCGAGAUGUUCCCUGACUACGUAGAUGCCUGUCUGCCUGAUGACAACGCCACCAGACCUGACAUGAACCAUGCAUCUGUGCAGGCCCUGUACACAGUGGGUUACUCCACCUCUCUGGUCUCACUCACCACCGCCAUGGUCAUUCUCUGCAGGUUCAGAAAGCUCCACUGCACCAGGAACUACAUCCACAUGAACCUGUUCAUAUCCUUCAUGCUGAGGGCUGUGUCUGUCUUCAUCAAGGAUGGGGUUCUCUACGCACAGGAGGAGGACUGCUCAUUACACACUGUGGCCUGCAAAGCAGUGAUGGUGUUCUUCCAUUACUGUGUGAUGUCCAACUACUUCUGGUUGUUCAUUGAAGGCCUGUAUCUAUUCACCUUGCUGGUCCAAACCUUCUUUCCUGAAAGAAGAUACUUCUAUUGGUACACUGUCGUGGGAUGGGGAACUCCUACAGUCUGUGUGACUGUCUGGGCCGCUCUGAGGCUUCAGUUUGACGAUGCAGGGUGCUGGGAUCUGAAUGACAACACUGCCCUCUGGUGGGUGCUCAAGGGACCAACGGUCGUCUCCAUCAUGAUAAACUUUAUCCUGUUUGUUGGAAUCAUAGUGAUUCUGGUCCAGAAGCUUCAGUCACCUGACAUCGGAGGGAAUGAGUCCAGUAUCUACCUCAGCUGUGCUCAGAAAUGCUUCAGUGAGCCGACUCAGGCUGUACAACAUUCCUGCAGGAUGACAGAACUCUCAGCCAUCACACUUCGUCUUGCCAGAUCCACCCUGCUCCUGAUCCCUCUCUUUGGGAUCCACUACACUGUGUUCGCCUUCUCACCCGAAAACGUCAGCAAGAAAGAGAGACUGGUGUUUGAGCUGGGACUGGGAUCUUUCCAGGGGUUUGUUGUGGCUGUGCUCUACUGUUUUCUCAAUGGAGAGGUUCAGUCAGAGGUGAAGAGGAAGUGGCGCAGCUGGAGGGUGAACCGUUAUUUCAGUGCUGAUCUGAAGCACCAGCAGCGUCACCCAUCCCUGGCCAGCAGCGGAGCCAAUGGAGGAACACAGCUUUCCAUGCUCAGCUCUAAGAGCAGCUCUGCGUCACAGAUACGCAUGGUCAGCCCUCUUGCAGAGACCCCACCCACUCUCAACCUGCCCACCUGAUUGUCUCAGAGUUUUGAUUGAAAACCCACAGUCAACCUGCCCACUUGUUAGGCUCAGAACUUCUAACAGACCCCGCCAUAUUGUCCUAACCGAUUGGCUGAGAAUCCUAACCAAGACCCCGCCCAUAUUAAACCUGUUCACUUGACCUUGUGAUGGGUGUAGACCGCAACCUGACCACACCCUCUCUAUCUACCAAAGACUAAGUUGCUGGAGAUUAGUCCAGCGUCCAACAACCCUAAGCCAAACAAGAUCCUUUGUCCAUCCGGGGAACCAGGAAACGACCUCCUCAUAUUCCGGGGUUGUCCUAGCAACUCAUUUCUGUUUAGCUGAGAUUAUCUCUUGAGUGUCCUCUCGAGAUAAUUUAUAUUCCACAAUAAUGAAAACAAUGCUGCUUGCAACACAGUAGAUAGCCAGGCUCUCUCUCAUUCAGUGCAAGAUUAAUUUACACUUUGACAUGAACAAUUGCGAAUUAAUUGGUAUUCACCAAACAAUGACAAUUUGUAAAAAGAAGUUAGCAAAAUGUGACGCCAUAUCUUGGCUUUUGCAGUAGUUCCACAACGUGUAUAUAUUGAAUCAUGUACAGACAUUUUCAAAGUGCCAUACAGAGCGUCUUGUCUCAUCUUAUGGUGUUUCAUGCAUUCAUCAGCACAGUAUUUAGACAGAUUUAAAUGGUUCGAAGUAAAAUUAUAAAUGUGCCCAAAUAGCCUGCUAGCGAGUGACCUCUUUUCCAAUGUUGUAUGGCAAAGCAAUUUGACCAGGGAUAAUACAGCCCCAUUUACAAAAAAAUUGGUACGCUUUGUAAAUUGUAAAUAAAAACAGAAUGCAAUGAUCAGAGUGCA